Ustilaginoidea virens is the source of this 1650-nucleotide messenger RNA. RefSeq lists its product as uncharacterized. The record is from RefSeq and is a predicted model, not a curated record. The coding region runs from base 1 to 1650 and encodes 549 amino acids. NCBI's taxonomy places the organism in Eukaryota, Fungi, Ascomycota, Sordariomycetes, Hypocreales, Clavicipitaceae. The transcript has 5 exons.
AUGACAGUACCAACAACUAUAACAAUUUCCCCUAGUGGCACCAACCCGGGAAGUGUGGUUAUAGUAAAGCCCCCAUCAAUCGCACCAUAUAUUACAGUAACUCAACCGAUCGGAGGCUCUAUUACAGCACCUACGACAGUUACCAUCCCUCCUAGUGGAACAAAUCCAGGCAGUUACGUUAUUAUUACUCCUACUACUGGAGCAGGACUUCCCUGUAUCACCGUCACCCAGCCAAUUGGAGGCUCUUUUACAGCACCUACAACCGUCACCAUCCCUCCAAGUGGAACGAAUCCUGGUAGUUAUAUUAUUGUAACACCGACUGGAACAGGAUUACCAUACGUCACCAUCACCCAGCCCGUUGGAGGGUCUAUCACGGCACCUACAACAGUUAUUAUUCCCCCUAGUGGAACGAAUCCGGGCAGUUACGUUAUUAUCACGCCAACUUCUGGAACUGGUCUUCCCUAUAUCACCAUCACGCAGCCCGUCGGAGGUUCUAUUAUAGCACCUACAACAGUCAUCAUUCCUCCUAGCGGCACCAAUCCAGGCAGUUACAUUAUUGUAACACCCACGGGAACAGGACUGCCUUAUAUCACAAUCACCCAGCCCGUCGGAGGUUCUAUUACAGCACCUACAACAGUGAUUAUCCCCCCUAGUGGCACUAAUCCAGGCAGUUACAUUAUUGUAACACCAACAGGAAGUGGAACAGGGCUGCCUUAUAUCACAAUUACCCAGCCUGUCGGAGGGUCUAUUACAGCGCCUACCACGGUCAUCAUUCCUCCUAGCGGCAGUAACCCAGGCAGUUAUGUUAUUAUAACGCCUACAGGAACUGGAACAGGAUUGCCAUAUGUCACAGUCACUCAGCCCGUCGGGGGCUCUAUUACAGCGCCUACAAUAGUUAUUAUUCCCCCAUCUGGUACUAAUCCAGUUAUCCAGCCCAUCGGGGGCUCUAUUACAGCGCCUACAACAUUUCUUAUCCCCCCCAGUGGCACUAUUCCUGGAACUGGAACCGGGUUGCCAUAUGUCACAGUUACCCAAAUCAUCGGAGGCCCGAUUACAGCGCCUACUACGCUUCUUAUCCCUCCAAGCGGCACCAAUCCUGGUAGUUACGUUAUUAUAACGCCUACUACUGGAACCGGAUUACCAUAUGUAACAAUUACCCAGCCUGUGGGAGGCCCAAUUACAGCGCCUACAACAUUCCUCAUCCCUCCCAGCGGCACCAAUCCUGGAACUGGAACCGGGUUGCCAUAUGUCACAGUCACCCAACCCGUCGGAGGCCAGAUUACAGCGCCUACAACGUUCCUCAUCCCCCCCAGCGGCACCAAUCCUGGUAGCUAUAUUAUAGUCACGCCUACUACUGGAACCGGGUUACCAUAUAUAACAGUUACCCAGCCUGUCGGAGGCUCGAUUACAGCGCCUACUACGCUUCUAAUUCCUCCAAGCGGCACCAAUCCUGGUAGUUAUGUUAUUGUAACGCCCACAGGAAGUGGAACAGGACUGCCUUAUAUCACGAUUACCCAGCCUGUCGGAGGCUCGAUUACAGCGCCAACUACGCUUCUUAUCCCUCCAAGCGGCACCAAUCCUGCCUGUCGGAGGGUCGAUUAUAGCGCCAACUACGCUUCUUAUCCCUCCAAGCGGCACCAAUCCUGGUAG